UCUUUUCGACUUCAAAAGAGCAUGUCGGCAAGCCCAAACACACAGACGCACGAACCAGACAGUGUGUGUGCGUGUGUAUCUGCCUGUCUGUCUGUGGGUAACACCCACCAGCAUCACUACCACCCAAAUCAUCAGCAAGGCCGCCAGCCGUCAUCCCAUAUACCCCCGCCUUCUCACCCCCCGCCCCCUCUCUCGGAGGACUUCCCCACAAACACUUUCAACGCUGCCCGGGCCGCUGCCGCUGCUGUUUCGGCUGCACUCGGGUUCCACUUUCCCCCACCAGACAUGUUUAACCUCAAUCCUCCACCUCAGCCUCCUCCGCCUCCAAAGAACAACGGCAUCUCUAGCAGCCCCGAUGUCCAGACCGUGAAAGGCAAUUCCGAGGAUUACGCCACCCGACCCUAUCGGUGCAACACCUGUGGGCGCGGAUUCGCGGUGAAGGCGGGCCUCAUGCAGCACCUACGCACCCACACCGACGAGCGUCCCUACCCCUGUCCCGAAUGUGGUCGCGCCUUCAAACAAAAAAUUCAAUUAACUACUCACAUGCGUGUGCAUUCAGGCGAGCGACCCUAUGGUUGCCGAAUCUGCGGUAAGCUCUUUCGCCAACAGAGCCAUGUAGUGCAACACCUGAGGACCCACACUGGCGAGAAACCGCACAAGUGCACCAGAUGCAACAAAGCUUUCCGGCAGAAAUACAGCCUCAUCUCACACCAAAGACGCAUGUGUCAGAGCAGGUCGAGCUCAAGCUCUGCUCUGAUGGCAGGGAUGACCAUGUGGAUAGGGCCAGGGGGGCGAGCAGCGGAGAAGGCCGCAGCAGCAGCAGCCGUUGCGCAAAACAGACUCCGCGGCUCACAUUCUCCAACUCUUCCCCUUCUCCCCCAUUCUAUCAAUAGUGCUGCUUCUCCCCUACAACUCUCGUUCCCUCCGCCACCACUGACAUCUACAGAGACAAACGCUUCACCUAGUGCACCUCCCAGAACCGAUGACCGGUCCUCCUGCAGUCCAAGUAGUUCGCAUGGUGGCGGCAGCAUAAAUUCGUUCCGCCAACCCUCUCCUCACUCCAAGAACUCCCCUUCGAAUGGAUUCAAUUCAGCAGCCUCCUCCGCUGGACGAUCCUUUCAUGAAAAUGAUUACAGUAUGGCAACUUCGUCAUCCUCCUAUCCUUCACCCUAUCAUUCGGAAGCAACUGACCUUCGACUGAACAGCGGUGGUGGCUUCCAGUCGAGAAUCGAGGAGUCCUCGGCCGCGGCAGUGGAAACUGCGGGUGUCUAA
Mesocestoides corti is the source of this 1272-nucleotide messenger RNA. Lineage: Eukaryota; Metazoa; Platyhelminthes; Cestoda; Cyclophyllidea; Mesocestoididae. The record is from the annotation of a GenBank genome assembly.